AUGGCCGACCAGUCGAGGAAGAGGAAACAAGCGCAAGAUCCCAGCGCAUCCGCAAAGCGACCUCGGUUCCCAAUGCGUCCGCAGCAUCACAUCCCGGCGCAGCCCACCAAAAAUGCCUAUCCCGAUGGGGAGGUCAACGUCAAGAGCUUCCUCAAGUCGCACGAGAAUGAGAUCAAGUCGCUGGAACAUGCCAUGCGCGCGGCAAAGAAGGGCCUCUCGCGCAGAGCUUUUCAGGAUGUCCCCAGAGAGCUGAGGAGAAGAACCGCGAGCCACAAUCCACAGCGUGUGCCGAAGCGGUUGCGGAUGAGGGCGAAGCAGGAAGCAAGGGAAGACAACACGCCCUUUGUCAGAGGGAAGAGUGGCAGUGGGGUAGGAAAAGGACCGAAGGCACAUUUGCGGAAGGAGGGGAUAAAGAAGAGCAGGCAGGAGGGUGCGAAGAGAGCGGAGAAGAGCAAGGCCAAGACUGGCGGGGCUGAUGGCAAGAUGGACAUCGACGAGACUGCACGAGCAGACGAACCGAAGCCAAAGAAGCCAAGGCCAGCAGCAUCGAAGCUCAAGCCCCAGUUCGCGUCUCUAGCCACGCCCGCUACCCCUCCAUCCCGGUUCCGCAGACGACAAAAGGACAAGACAUGGCUACCUACACACGUAUGGCACUCGAAGCGCGCACGCAUGACGGAGCCCAAGGACCCUCUAUGGCGGUUUGCGAUGCCACUGCAGCCUGUGUCAAAGGCAUACCGCUUAACGCACCGGGCUGUCACUCAGCGCGGCGCAGUGGCAUGGGACACAAGCUACAUGUCGACGAUAAGUCUUGAGGGAGCCGAGGCCAGCAUCGUUGGUAUGCUCAAAGGACUGGGUUUCGCUAGUGAAGCAGCGGAAGACCCAUGGCAAGACAGAGGCCGAGCAAAAAAAUGGCGACAUGGCACGAGAGCGUGGGAGGGGUGGAUAUACCAGCGAGAACCACAUGCACACAAGAAGAUCGCACACGUCACUGUGCUUUGGUGUGUGUUGGAAGCGGACAAGAAGAAAAGGAAGGCGUUCAUCCGUGUACAUCCGAGUGCUUUCCUGCAGCUGUGGGAGGAGGUCAUCCGGAUCUCAAAGGUCCAGAAGCCCGGUGUGCUUGUUGAGGACCUGCGCUUCGAGGUGGGCUCCAUCGAGAUCAUAGGACCCGGCGCAGCGGAGACUUUGUGCUCUAUUCUAUCCCCAUCUCCAACUGUCGAACCAGCUCCUGAAGCACCUCAGUCAACAUGGUCAAACUUGGCGUCCAUCACGGAUGUCAGCUCUUUGCCUGUGGGUGCAGUGUUGGCUUUCGAGAUAUCAGACCCUCGAUUUAGCGACCCUCCGAAGACCUCCCGAAUUUCGCAGGACGAGCAAUAUCUAAAUUCGCUGAUGGAAACACUCGCGCAAUGGCCGUUGGAUAGCACGCAAGACCCAUCUCCAAUAUUCGACCGUACCCAGCGGCUUGCUGCACAACGCUCGAUGCCAUCCGACAAGUCCGUCAAUCGUCGUAAAAGCGCCUGCACGCUCGGCGAACGUCCCGAACCACUGCCCACUGACCCACACAUUCCGAUGCUCAUAUAUACUUCACGAGGGAGCAAGUCGUGGACUAUUCUGCUUCCCUGGAAGUGCGUUUCGCCAGUAUGGCGAGGCAUCACACGAUACCCGCUGUCAACGGGAGGCAACCCAAGAUUUGGCGGGUUGAAGGAACGUCGACAGGUCAACUACGAGCGGUCAGUCCCGCUUUUCCCCUUUGACCAUCCUGGUACCGAUGCUGGUUGGGCUUGGGAGCUCAGAGAGCGAGAGAAGAGGGAACACGAGUGGACGAAACGACCCAAAGGCAAGAGGAUCGAAUGGUCCACAGUGGAUCCCGGCAAUGGGGAGAAGGGUGAGAUCGGUGACCCGUGGGCGUGCGACUGGAGAAAGUUCCUCACGACACCCAUGCUGGAUGCCAUAAUGAUGCACGAUGCAAAGAUGAGUAAGCUUGCGCCUUUGAUGCAGCUGUCUGCUAAAGAGGCUACCGACGUGCUUGAUGGAAAACCUCCCAAGUCCGAUCAUCACCGCACGCCGUAUCUAUUUACUGUCAAGGUCACUAUGACACAGCGUGGCGUUCCGACUGACUGUGCUCGGAUCUACCGACUGCCCAGCGAUGAGCAAUUGCGGAAAAGAUGGCUAGCACUCACACCUCAGCCAGGUGGUAAACGGCCACCAAAGAGUAAGUACAAUGGCUAUGCCAGCGAUGCACCUGAACACAUCAAACGCAGAGAACUUGCUAGAAACCUUCUCGAGCCCCAACCUCUGAGAGAUGGGCCUCCCAAAGCCGGGCAAGACGACUAUCCCGUAGUACCUGGCGAAGAGGAUCUCAUUGGCUUUGUGACGACGGGUAAUUUCAAUCUCGCUGAGGGCAUGCCGACUGCAAUUGCAAAUUUAGCCUUGCACCGGGUGCUACCCACUGAGGGGGGCAGUCAGGCGAUACAGAAGCAGGACCGUGUGUGCAUUGUCAGGCCAGCUGGCAGCCCGCUCGCAGCCAUGUCCGAGGACCGGCCGGCCGACGACGACACUGGCGAGGGCGUCGAGUCCGCCGUGGGACUGUCGCCAGAGGCCCUGGUCGAUUUGACAUCGGACAUCCUCGAAGACCUGCUGGACAAUAUCAUCUCCAGCACUGUCAUCACGUGCCACAGAUCCGAGAAGGUCCUGCGCAUGCAAUCCGCAGCGACGCAAGCCGAAUCGCUCGCUCUCGCCAACCUCGAACCGCAGUCGCAGAAGCAGAACCCCAGCGGCGCCGCCUCAUCGUCAAUACCCAUCGCCGACACGCCCGCGGCCAAGUACGAGAAUGGAACCGUCUUCCUCAAGGGCAACCCCCUCAAGACGACGCCCGAGAUAAUAUGUCCGCAUUGCAAGCUGCCGCGGCUGAUGCACCCAAUCAUGGGCAAGGGCAUGCAGAACCCAGAUCUGACCAAGGAGUACUGCAUGCUGUAUCCGUGGGUCCAGCGCUCCGGCCACGACGUCUACGGCAACCCGUUCCCCACAGACAUGGCCAAGAGCAAGAAGGAGCGCGAGCUCAUCAAGCAGCAGCAAAAGAACCAGGAAAAGGAGAGCGUGGGCACGCCGGGAUCACAAGACACCGACAUGGCCGGGGGCGAUGCGAAGGAGAUCAAACUCAACACCGGAGGCAAGCCCGCGAGCUACAUCCCCUGGCACACGUGCCCCAACUGCAAGCGCAGUCUGCUCAUAACGCGCUUCGCACAACAUCUCGAGAAGUGUCUUGGUAUAAGCGGCCGCCAGAGCUCGCGGAACGCCAUGGCCAAACUCGUCGGACAGAACGGCACAGGCACGCCGUUGGGAAGUCGAAUGGGUACGCCCGUCCCCGGCUCGCAAGACGGCGGCGCACCCAUCCGCUCCUCCAAGAACGGCAAAGGCAUCUCCCCAACGAAGCGCAUGGCCCCGCACGACGACGAUGACGAGCUCGGCGCCGACGACACGCCCGAGCGCAAGAAGAUCAAGAAGAAGAGCAACUACGUCAAGAAAGCAGAUCGCGACGGCAAGUCCGGCUCCGCCAGCCUCAAGGUCAAACUGAAGACCGGCCGCCCGGACAUGGAGCGCCGAGCCAGCGAAAUGAGCGAGAGAAGCGAGGGCAAGCGCGAUCGCGACGACGAUGAUGAUGGCGGCGGCGGCGAGAGGCGCAAGAAGAAGAUCAAAUUGAGCAUGAGCAAGGCUGAGAAUGGGCGGGCGAGUGCGAGCGUCGAGCCGCAGGAUUGA
This is a messenger RNA of Parastagonospora nodorum SN15, 3753 nucleotides long. RefSeq lists its product as hypothetical. NCBI's taxonomy places the organism in Eukaryota, Fungi, Ascomycota, Dothideomycetes, Pleosporales, Phaeosphaeriaceae. The record is from RefSeq and is a predicted model, not a curated record. Gene Ontology annotation, biological process: tRNA 5'-leader removal. Gene Ontology annotation, cellular component: nucleolar ribonuclease P complex; ribonuclease MRP complex. The transcript is spliced from 3 exons. Bases 1 to 3753 code for a protein of 1250 amino acids.